AUUGGCCGCUAUUUGGCUCAAGGUCGUUGGUGUUUUAUAACUUACUGGGAUUUAUGCAUAGUAAUUUCAUUGGUUCGACCAAGUUUGAGAAUCGGUUACUUGCCUUCCGUGUCCUGGAUGUCAUCCAAAGUUCCUAUACUUUCUGCCGGUGGUCCUUUGAUAUUUCGUCAAUUAUUUGAAAAGGUUUCAUCUACAUACACUUACUUACUGGCCGACUCACAUACCAAAGAUGCUGUUAUUAUCGACCCUGUUUUAGAAACUGUUGAACGAGAUAAAAAACUUAUAUCUCAGUUGAAUCUUAAAUUGGGUCCGAUAAUAAAUACUCAUUUGCAUGCUGAUCACGUAACUGGUAGUGGGCUAUUAAAGCGAAUUCCUGGAUCUUUCAGUGUGUUGUCGCAUUAUGAUGGAAUCAAAGUUGACAAGAUAAUAAAACAUGGAGAUGUUAUUAAGUUUGGAAAUUUCGAAUUAGAAUGUCGAAGUACUCCAGGGCAUACAUCAGGUUGUAUGACGCUAGUAUUGCAUUCCGCUGGUGUUGCUUUCACUGGUGACACACUUUUAAUUCGUGGUUGUGGAAGAACAGAUUUUCAAGGAGGCUCAGCUGAGACAUUAUAUGAUUCAGUCUAUUCACAAAUCUUUAGUCUUCCAAAUGAUUAUACAUUGUUUCCUGCUCAUGAUUAUUUAGGCAACACUAUGACUACUGUUGGUGAGGAAAAGGCAUUUAAUCCUCGAUUAACUAAAACCAAAAUUGAAUUUGUUAAAAUUAUGAAUGAAUUAAAUCUUCCUUUACCUAAACAAAUGGAACGUGCUAUUCCAUUGAAUCUAAAAUGUGGUAUCAAUGAUGAAUAAUGACAAAUGAUUCUAAAGUAAUAUAUUCAUUUGUUUAUUUAUUUCUCUCAGUCAAUUUACUUAACUUUGUUCAAAUAUGUCCAUUUUUUUUUAAAAUUAAAAAAUCAAAUUACUUUAUCCAUAACUUAGUGAAAUACUCAUUUACAAACAAAAAAGAAACAUCUCCAUAUAAGUGACUUACAUCUAUUAUGAACAUCCUAUUUCCAUUCAUUAAAAGUGAUACUUAAGUUUUGUAUACAAUAUUAUUUCUAUUAUAUAAAAUUGUCUUCCAUUAUUUUUAUUAGAUAUUGAUUUAAGCCUAAAUUUUAAUGGUUUAGUUUUCAAUUGAUCAAAAUUCAAUAAUCUAUUUUGUGCACUAAAUCUUUAACUAUUAAUAUUGAUUUAAUGCGUUGUUGUUUUUUAUUAUUUUUCCUUAUAUCUCUUCUUAUCUGUCAAUAUAAUUGAUUAAAUCAUUAUGAUUUCUAAUAUUGAUUAAUUUUUCUUUAUGUGUGAUAAUAAUCAUCUGCUCACUAGUGACUGACUUCAAGAGAUACUCCUGGAGUUCUAGUGAGAAGCCGUUGCCAGUGGAAUUCAACCAGGUAUGUUGUCGAAUAUCAACUCACUAAAGACAUUGGUGUACGGUGGCGCAACUUCAUAGAUUGGUUGAAGUUAGACAUUAACACCACUGCAUACCGGCUCAGUAGUCUGGCUGGUUAAGCAAGACUGGUGUGAGACUGAUAGGUCCUUGGUUUGAAUCUCGCGGGGUGCGGGAUGGUGGAUGCGCACUGCUGAG
Molecule: messenger RNA, 1618 nt
Organism: Schistosoma margrebowiei
Lineage: Eukaryota; Metazoa; Platyhelminthes; Trematoda; Strigeidida; Schistosomatidae
Source: the annotation of a GenBank genome assembly